AUGCGACCUGCUGAUGUGCCUGAUGAGCUCAAAGAUCUAACUGUCAUCGAACAAAUGUUAAUUGCUAGAGUGCACCCAGUCAUGAAAGUAUAUCAGGUAAGAGCUUCCGGUCGACCUGGUCAGAUACGUUAUAGCGGUAAUAUUAUAAAUGUGGAACAAGACAUCACCGAAAUUACAAGACGCUUACCUUUGACGCCAGCUGAUGUAAACGUCCUCAUUGUCCAGCGUGACGGGGUUUCUGGCCAUAGAGAUUUCAAAGUGCGACGCGAUAAGGUACUCAAAGCACUCGAGUGGCUCAAAAUCAACAACCCACAUUACUCUGACGUUAACAUUGAUAUGGAACAUGUUGCGUCGCUUCCCCAAGAUGGUGAUGUUUCGCAUCAGAUUCGCUUUUUAAACGAAGGUGGUUUCACCGAAGAUGUAACUGACGAAACUGAUAUAACUGAAUCAGCAGUACCAAUAACAAUCCAACAAAGACAAGAACAAGCAAUCAGGUCAACCCUACAAUGGCUGUCGAGUUCUACAACGCCUAUUAAUGAGUUUAGAACGGAAGGGUAUAUCUCUAUGGCUUUUCCUCAUCUCUUUCCGGAUGGCCAGGCAGAUAUUGUCGACUUCACUAGAAACCAAAAACUUCAAUACUCUGAAUGGUGUGAAUUUCUGAUGCAUUACAAAGAUAAACGUUUCGCAAAUGACUGUCAGUUUAGGUUCCAUUGUCUCAACACACUCCAACGCCACGAAGCUUUGAUAAAGAGUGCAAUUUUUUGCAAAAAGAAUGAUUUUACCGGCAGUAUACAACAACUACGUACAGAAUUGAUUCGCAACCCAGCUAUACUCAAAAAGUUGUUGAGUUGGGGAUCCAAGAUUCAAGGAACUUCAACUUAUUGGUAUCAACGACGACUAGAAUUGCAAGCAAUGGUGAACCAGCUUGGAGUUCCAACUCUUUUCUUAACACUAAGCUCAGCUGAUCUUUGGUGGCCCUGCAUGAUGAGACACUUUGGAAUCAGCUCAACAGAGAUAGAAGGCAUGACCGAAGCUCAACUAUCACGUCUUAUGCAGGAAAAACUAAACGAAAAUCCGCUGGUGGCCGAUGAAUACUUCUCGAAGAGGGUUGAAAUCUUCAUGAAAAUCCUCAAGACCAAGUUAAAUAUCGCUGAUUAUUGGUACCGGUUUGAAUACCAACAUCGUGGUAGCCCUCACAUUCAUGCCAUUCUCUGGCUCGAAAACGCACCCGACGUACGGACAUUCGAUUACUGUUUUGAGGAGGAGAUCGAAACUCAUAAAAAGUUCUAUGAUUCGCUCACAUCUGCCAUGAAUCCGCUUAUUAAUGAGCCUCCAGCUGAAGUACAUCCUUCUCGAUUGAAACAUACUGAACUACAACUAUAUGAUACACACCAACUGUCGCAAUUGCUGAACAGAGUUCAAAGACAUACUAAUCAUUCCAGGUACUGUCUAAAAUCCAAUCGCCGGGUACAGAUUUGCCGUUUCAACUUUCCAAAGCCACUACAAGAUGUAUCGACACUUCAAAAAGACGAAAAAGGUAUUUGGCAGUAUACACCCAGAAGAAAUGAUGCUUUACUCAAUGACCACAACAUCUUUGUGGCCCAAAUAUGGCGUGCAAAUACAGACUGCAAAGUAAUUACAUCGGAGCACGCAAUUCUAAACUACUUAUCGAAGUAUGCAUCUAAAAGUGAACCACAAUCGCAGAGCUUCAUGGACCUCUUCAACAACAUUCUCGUCGACUGUCAUCCUGAUGAUCCCGUACAGAAGGCAUUUUCUAAGAUGCUCAUCAAAAUAGUAGGGCUUCGAGAUAUAUCAUCGUGCGAGGUCAUGCAUUUGUUGGCUGGUAUUCCAUUAUAUCAUUGCACAAGGCACAUUGUCAAAAUAUAUAUUGGACUUGACGACUUCAAUUUGAUACCUCUAGAUGACUCUGAUCAAUUUGUACAUCAAUCAAUUCUCGACCGCUAUCGAACGAGACCAGAGACGACGAAUGACAUGACUUUGAGUCAAUUCGCAACGAGAUACAAUGCAGUACGCAACCAACUUCAACAAUGUAGAAAAAUGCGUGUGCUUCAGGUAUUACCUAAGUAUCCACUAGGAAUUGAUGACGAAAAAGAUGAGAUUAUCUACAAACAAAAACUAUUGCUAAACAAACCAUGGAGAUCUGUGGAAGAAUUGAAAACUUGUGAUUCUUGGAAAGAGUCAUUCUUUGCAGCUAACAUAACUGUCUGGGAACUGGAUGAAAACAACACUUCACCACAUGAUCCUGACGACAUACCUGCUUUGGAAAAUGAACCAAGAGACUGGAUGGCCAUAGCCGAGGCAUUUCCACACGAAGCAGUAACUGACACUGUGCUUGGAUACAGAGAUCAGGAUCGAGAUUUUGAAUGGUACGCAAUUAUUAGAAACUAUCCAGGAUUGGAAGCCCAAAUCAAUUUCAUCCGACAAGCUAAAGAAAAUUAUGUGUGCCAGCGCGAACUUGCAACCAGUGACAACUUGGAUCUAAAUCCGGGACAGCAGAAUGUGAUAAACCAUCUGCAUAAUCAACUGGUAGGAGUUACAACUAGAAAGCUGACAGUUGUGCAAGGAGCAGCUGGAACAGGAAAAUCUUGCCUGAUACGCAAAAUGGUCACCAUUGUCGAAUCAAUACACGGACCUGGCUCCGUGCUGCUCAUAGCGCCAACAGGCAUGGCUGCCAACAAUAUCAACGGAACAACAAUUCAUUCCGCUUUUCACUUGAUGCUUUCGAGAGGUGGUGCAAUGCCAGAUCUAACGGGGGAAAGCGAACGUAAUUUUCAGGAUAAAAUGUCUACAAUUAAAGUGAUCAUUUGCGAUGAAAUGUCUAUGGUUGGAAUGAAGCUUCUUGCUACAAUUGAUCAGAGGUUACGACAGGCAUACCCGGAGAAUCAAUCGGUGGAAUUUGGUGGCGCUAUAAUGUACUUGCUCGGUGAUUUCAAUCAACUGCCGCCAGUCGGUGAUACAUCACUGCUGGGGAUUGCUAAAUCGUCCAACAUGCUAGCAAUCAGAGGACAGCUGCUGUUCGAAAAAUUUAAUACGGUUUUCGAGCUGAAACAGAUAAUGAGACAGGUCGGAGUCGAACAAGAAGCAUAUCGCAAGACGUUAAUCAACAUUGCUAACGGCAAAGUGACCGAUGAUGACUACGAUCUCCUGCAAUCAAGGUUUGCGUCAAACGUUAGGAGUUCUUUCACUGAGUUCAGUGGAUGCAUCCAUUUGAAAGCAAAAAAGGAAGACAUCAUCGAAUAUAAUGAGCAUAUGCUCCGCCAACUGAAUAAACCCGUAGCGAUAAUACGUGCUAAGCACAAUAACGUCACAGCAAUCUCUGGUUCAACCGAUGACGCCCAAGGCCUUCCAGCAACAUUGUGGCUAGCAUCGGAUUGCCGAGUCAUGCUUACGCAAAACUUAUGGACUGCACAAGGUUUAUGCAACGGCACGCUAGGAACGGUCGCUGACGUAAUUUAUCUGUCAACUGAUACCGAUGAUCAUUUGUCCGACUUCCCAGCCUGCGUAUUAAUUCGUUUCGAUAACUACAAUGGUCCUUCUAUUUUCAACGGUUUGGUACCUAUUCUUCCCCAGACGGUUAGUUACAAAAAAGGAACUACGGCUUGCACCCGCAAACAAUUUCCGCUUGAUUUAGCUUACGCAAUAACCAUACACAAGUCUCAAGGAAUUACAGUUGAUCGUGCUGUAGUUGAUAUUGGCAAUUCGGAAUUUGGACUAGGGCUUACAUACGUUGCUCUCUCGCGCGUUCGCUCUUUGGCAGGAUUGGUGAUCGAGCCGUCGUUCCCUAAAACACGGUUAACUUCUAUCAACAAUCAUAUCGGAUGGAACCGUAAGCGCCCGGCAUUGCAACGAUUAAGAAACUUAGCAAAUUUAGGUCAAUAA
Molecule: messenger RNA, 3900 nt
Organism: Osmia bicornis bicornis
Lineage: Eukaryota; Metazoa; Arthropoda; Insecta; Hymenoptera; Megachilidae
Exons: 1
Coding region: 1-3900 (1299 amino acids)
Biological process (GO): DNA repair; telomere maintenance
Molecular function (GO): DNA helicase activity
Source: RefSeq, a predicted model, not a curated record